Dendroctonus ponderosae (mountain pine beetle) is the source of this 584-nucleotide messenger RNA. Its product is annotated as pectinesterase inhibitor 10-like. NCBI's taxonomy places the organism in Eukaryota, Metazoa, Arthropoda, Insecta, Coleoptera, Curculionidae. The record is from RefSeq and is a predicted model, not a curated record.
CAAUUCUCUCCUUUGCAGCCGUCCAGCACGAACGCGGUCCAAGAAAACCGAAACUGCAGCAGAUGCCGGGCGGUACCAGUUCUUCGCAUCAUCAAUCCGGUUCCAGCAUGGGCAGCCAUCCGCUUCAGUUACCUUUGCCUGAAGGUUCCGCCAGUAAAAUCACCCCAACUUCCGGAACUUUUCAAUUUACCCAUAGCAGUCUCUUUGUUCCUCCGCAUCAUCCUCUGAAGGUGCUCACAUUUCCUCCACCAUCUUCAGUCGGAAGUCCACCGGGUCAUUUGGAGAAUGGCAGUUCGAUACCGCCGCAUUUGUUUCAUCAUCCGCAUUUACCACCACCACCACCUGGACUUCUGCAUGUCUUGAUGUCAGCAGAAAAAUGCCAGGAGUUGGUUUGGGGAACAAAACUUUCCCAAUUAGAAUCAUCCGCAUCUGAAUCCAGCAGCGGCCUAAGUAUGUCCAGUCCAGGAUUACCAUUGCCACAAAUGAGCCCCACUUUGCCUCCGCCGCUGCCUCUGAUGCCUACUUGGGAGAUGCUUCAGGUAAAAUCACAAAAUCCUCUACUCGAAAAAAAAUAUUACCCAUGA